Molecule: messenger RNA, 1704 nt
Organism: Hevea brasiliensis (rubber tree)
Lineage: Eukaryota; Viridiplantae; Streptophyta; Magnoliopsida; Malpighiales; Euphorbiaceae
Product: large ribosomal RNA subunit accumulation protein YCED homolog 1, chloroplastic
Exons: 4
Coding region: 561-1547 (328 amino acids)
Source: RefSeq, a predicted model, not a curated record
CUCUAAAUUGAUUACCGUUUUCUGUCUUUCCCUCUUAUCCAUGGGCUGAUUGGCGUUCUUGCUUCCGGUGGACCUCUUAUCUCUUGAACGGGAAGAGGAAUAGGUGUUUAAGGGCUGCCUCCCAGAGCAGCGUGGAGAGUCUAGAGACUUAUGCAAAGUUCAAGGACUGCAAUACGGGUCCUUAUUAAACCUCUUUCAAGCUCCUUUCUUCAGGCUAUGUUUUUGCAGGUUUUGGUUGCUACCAUCUGAAUUUCUUCUGGAUUUGGCAUGACUUGUCCUAUAUAAUCUUGGAGUUGCAUUGUCCUAUAUGAUCUUGAAGUUGCAUUGCUGUUGUCCUUGAGCUUUUUUUUUCCUUAAAUACCCAAAGAUUGUCAUAGUUUCUAUUCUUUUACUUUGCACUAUUCUCAAAAGAACUUUAUCAACUUAAUUUUUCUACCAUUACUUGAAAAACCGAGCAUUCUUGAGUUUUCAAAUUGGUGUAAGUUAGAUGAGACUGCUGGGAAAUAGACUCUUCUCUGAUACAGCUUACAAAUCCUCCUAGGUGACUUGAGGGAACAAAGAUGUCAUCUGUAAUCUUCACAUCCUCAAUAGCUCCAAACUCAGUUGUUAACAGAUUCAAGGUACACAAUUUGGUAUAUCAGAAGAAUUCUUUGUCCAAUCCCAGGUUUUCCAUUGUUCAUUACAAAUGUUCAUGGGUUAGUGUGGUAGAUAUAUGUAAAAUCUUUGGAAACAAUUCACGCAGUAUUCAAAACUUAACUGCAAGAGAUUCCAUGGACCCUAAAAAUCAGAGGUUCACUGAUGUAUCUUUGGAUUGGGAAGAUCAAGAGCAAGAAGACCCUGAAGAUAUAGGGUCACCAUGGAAUGGUGCAUUAAUUUACAAGAGAAACCCUUCAAUUUCACAUUUAGAGUACUGUACAACCUUGGAGAGGCUGGGGCUAGAGAAACUUUCAACUGAGAUUUCAAAGUCAAGGGCUUCAAUUAUGGGAUUACGUGUCACAAAAGCUGUGAAGGAUUAUCCACUUGGAACUCCUGUUCAGAUCUCCAUUGAUGUGACAAGGAAGAAGCAAAAGUGGAGGCUUGAUGGGAUUGUUAAGACUGUUAUCACUCUAGAUUGCAACAGGUGCGGUGAACCAACUGCCAAGAGCAUAUUUUCCAGCUUCUCUCUAUUACUAACCGAGAAACCCAUUGAAGAACCAGAGAUUAUCAAUAUGGGAGUGAUCUUUGGUGAAGAUAGAUUUAAAUCUUCUAUGGCAAGUGGUGAGGAAGAAGAAGAUGAUGAUGAUGCAUCAAUCGAUUGGGAUGACAGGUUGCACUUUCCUCCUGAAGAAACGGAAGUUGAUAUUUCAAAGCAAAUAAGAGACCUAGUACAUGUAGAAAUUACCAUCGAUACAAUAUGUGAUCCAAGCUGCAAAGGUCUGUGCCUCAAGUGUGGUACAAAUUUGAACACUAGUAGUUGUAGCUGUAGCAAAGAGAAGAAUAAAGAGACAAGUUAUGGCCCUCUUAAAGAUCUGAGAAAACAAAUGCAAUCAAAAGACAAGAAUGCAUAGUGCGCCAUUGUAAGCAAGGUCCUUGACUGCAAAAUCUUUCUCAGUCGCCUCCAAACCCACAACACUUAUUUGCAUCAGAUUGAUAAAUUUGCUUUUCUGGCCUAAAUAUCCAAGAAAAUGUCUGAAAGCAUAUAUAAAUUUUUGCUUGAUGUUUCAA